Epinephelus moara (kelp grouper) is the source of this 4535-nucleotide messenger RNA. RefSeq lists its product as uncharacterized. NCBI's taxonomy places the organism in Eukaryota, Metazoa, Chordata, Actinopteri, Perciformes, Serranidae. The coding region runs from base 659 to 4393 and encodes 1244 amino acids. The record is from RefSeq and is a predicted model, not a curated record. The transcript is spliced from 24 exons.
CACACACACACACACACACACAUGCACAGAGGGCAGUCUUUUUGAGGGAGACAGCAGAUUAGACCUGCUGCUGCUGGUCACCAGCCUGCGGUUAUACCUGCAGUGGAGGGUUUGUACUGGCCAGAAUCGCCACCACAGCCACUGAAUGAAGGUCUAUUCCAGAGAUGCUGCCUGCUCUCCUCCCAGGGAAGCAGUCAGAGGGACUGUGGGGGGACUAGCAGCUAAUUCUUCCCUCAUCUGUCGUCUCAUAAACAGAAAGAGAGAGCGAGGCAAGGAGGAGAUCAGUGGAUGAGCUGCAUGCAACUCAACAAUGAAAUAAGAUUACAUAAAUCAAUGUAUGGGAAACACUGAUUUACUGUGUGGAGCGCAUGCAUAUGCCCGUUUUCGUCUGGUGGGACGAGCUUAGGACAUUGAGGUGACAGCUGCGGAAGGACAGUGUAUUUUCAUAUGCUUACGAUUUUUUUUGUUGCCUUUCCAGAUUUUCGCCCACCCCAGCUUUAAAAGCUGUGAGUUCACCUGUGUAUCGAAACCAGGGAGAAAACCAAGACUCAAAACAAAUCUAAAACGUAACAGUCAAGUUUUAUAUUACCAAAUCAAGUCAGUAUCAUCCAGAUGUAACGCAAUCAUUGUUAUCUUGCCUACCUCGGAACAAGACAUCAUGAAGGAUUUGUCUCUGUCCCUGCUGAGUCGAGGGUGUGGUCGAUUCAUUUCAUCUAACAGAAACACAGGGAGACAAGAUGGACGGCUGGAUGUCUGCUUCACACCGCAGGAUUACUACAUCUGGAAGUCCAAGGACUCUCUCCUGCGACUUUCUAACAGUGGACAUCUGUUUGUGGAGGCAGAAUCAGCCCUUCCAAAGACUUACAGCACUCGUAGGGGGCCACUUCUACUGUACUCACAGGACCUGGUUACUGUAGAAACCAGUGGUAACUCAGAGACCAGAGACAGGAAGCAGCGUGUUGUUGGGAGCUAUACUCGACAAGUGAAACAGCAGCUGAGCACCCUCAAGGAGCUAACAGCCUCCAUUAUGGGCUACAGCAACACUCAGCUCAACUCCUCCAAACUUGGUCCACUCUUCCUUCCUCCUGUUCAUCUCCCUCCUGCUUCAGACCCUCGUUGUCCCAGUCCUCUGCCCCUUCAGACAACACAAGAACAGCCCAGUCCUGAGCUGCUUGUACAGUUGAAUCCCCAGUUGCUUCCUGCGGAGAGAAACUCUGAAGAUAAAGAGGAGGAGCACGGCAGCAGGAAGAGGGUCAGGCUGGAUCUGUUCCUCCAGAUACCCUGCGCCCUUAGGACUCCAACUCCAAAGAUGGAUCCCCAGCCCUGGGUACACUAUGUAGCAACGACCCCUGAAGAACCAGAAGUACCUCAGGCUUACGUAGAUAUGAAUCUGCAGCAAACUGAAAGUUCACAGCAUUCUGAAACAAGUCACCAAAGUUCAGGAGGGGAGGUCAGUUCCCCAAACAUGAACCAGGUCUGUGAUGUGGCAGAUGAUCAAGGCUGUACCAUUCAAGAUAGUGGAAUGACCAGCGACGAAGGCAAAGGUGGAAGAUCGAUAAGUGGGAUCGGACAAGAGAAGAUAGGCUUCCUUCCUCCUCUUCCUCCAGAGGGACAUUCAGUGUGUAAUGGACCUUGCUGGGAGAAGACAGACAGGGUAAAGAUAGACAGGCCGAGAUUGGCGAGCCCCAGCAGUGAUGAAUACCAUGCACCGCGCCUACCUCCCAUAGAAGAGAGUCGUACUGUCGUCCCUGGCCAGACGAUCCAGGGUCAGACCCAGGAAGAUGCCCAAACAAAAAAAGUUGGGUUCCAACCCCAGGAAAAUCUGAGUAGAGUCCAUCUGAAGCCUCUGUUUCUUCCUCUGCUGUUUCCUGAAAAGAUAGGUGAGAAGCAAAAAGGAGGAGGAGAAAAAACAGAGAUUCACUACUUCAAAAAAGAGACAGUAGGACGAGGUGAAGCAGGAGGAGGAAGGCUACCCUCUGAGAAAGGCUCUGUGAUUCUGCUGGAGCCAGGAGAAGAGCCUCCUCCUCCAGUAGGAGUGUUGGGUUGUGUUGCAGGACGGAAAGGCCCGGGCAAGCAGAGCUCUUUGGCCUUCUUACAGAACCUCCAGGAUCCCAGUGAGUCCGGUGAAGCUAACAGAGGCGUAGUUAGGGGCAUUCUUCCUCUGGAGCUGAGAGAUUUGCAGAAUGGCAGACCUGUUGGCAGCCUCAUCUUAGGUCCUGAUGGGGAAAUCAUUCAACUGUCAUUGUACGACAACAGCCAGGACCCAUCUCAGGGUGACGAUGACACACGGGGGCAAGCUCUCCAGGUUUUGUCUGCAGAAGGAGAGGAGUUGCCCUGGGUCAUUGUGCUGCAGCCUGAACACGCACAUACAGGUAUGUGUGCAGAAGGAGAGAUGCAGCUGAACACAGACAUUCCUGUGGAUGGCAUCCAGCACCAUCAGUCUAUGCACAAGUUCUCCAACCAGCUCCUAGAUCUUCACACAUCAACAGAAACGAAUGCACGCUCAGCCAGCAGCCACACAGACGCAGCCGCUGGGACCAAGAAAAAAACAAAGGGUGCAGAUGCAGUGGGAGAAAAUUGGAGAAAGAAUGCUAAAAACAAGGUUAGGUUGCCUCCACUGAGGGAGCGGGUAGGGAAGGAGGAGCCAAGAGGAGGCAACACUGAGGCAGAGGAGGAAGAUGAAGAGGAAGAGCCAGACAGUACAGGACAGAAAGGUCAUUUGUCUGGAUCACAUCAGCCAAGGUUGCUGCAGUUUAAAGAUGAUGUAUCGUGCAGCCAGCAGAGCAUCAGCCUGAAUGAAGCAACAAUAGAUGAAACUGUGGACCAAAGGAGGAAGAAUACUAAGAGGAAGGAUGCUGAGGAAGCUGCAACAACCGCAGGGAACAGAGACGUGAAAACAGUUAAAAGUCCCUCAUCAGAUGGACAGAAAACAUCAGUGACGAGGAGGGAAGGAAGAGGGCAGAGGCAAAAGACAGGAAGUGAUGCUCAGUCAAUCAGGCACCAGAAACAAGAAGAGAGGACCAACAGAGAAGCAGCAGAGACUCAGGACCGUUCUGCUCUCCCUCCUGUGAAAAAGAAGAUGACAAACAGGGAAGAAAAAAGAGGAGACCUGAGGAUGAAAGAGGAGAGAGAAGAGCAAGAAGAAGUGGUGAGGGAGAGGGAAAAGUCUGCUGGGAGGAGGAGGAGGAGGAAGAGAGGAGGGCUGGAACAUAAAGAGUUAGAUAAUGAGAACCAUAAAGAUCCUCUGGAGAAGGAGGAGGCGGAGAUCAAACAGGAAAUGGAAGAGGAGUCUCACCUAAAAUCUACCAAAAGGCCCUCGGCAUCACAAAGACACAAUGACAAAACAAAGACAUAUUCAGAGGAGGACAUGGACCCUGAGCGUCUUUCCACCAAUGCUGACAAACACGGCAGCAUCCGAUCAAUGAGCUCGCUCAGAUCCGCUGCUGCUUCAUUCAACCAGAGGAGCUCGAGGAGGUCUGCUGCCUCCUCUUCCUGUGACGGGGCAGCGCUGGCCAGUGCCCUGGGUCUCACUUCAUCACAUGGCCGCCUGUCGUCAUGUUCAACUGUUAUGGUGCUGGAGGAACAGCUGAUGCUGAACCCAGUAAAGCCGGAGUCCACCAGGCCCAGAAAGAGUCACGAGGAGGAGCAGGCGGAGGCUGCUGCUCUGCGUCUGGCCCAGCGAGCAGAGAGACGGAGGCAGGAGGUGGAGAGGAAGAGGAGAGAGCGGGAGGAAGAGGAGAGGCAGCAGCAGGAGAGGGAGCAGACAGAAGAGAGGAUGAAGGGCGAGCUGGAGGAGGAGAGGAGGAAGAGAGCUGAGGAGCUCAGACUGAAGAAGCUGGCGGAGGAGGAGGAGAGGAGGAAGCGUGAGGAAGAGAAGGAGGAGCAAGCGAGACGGGAACAGGCGCAAAGAGAAAGAGAGAGGAGGAGGCAGGAGGAGAGGAGGCGGCAGAUGGAGCGACUCCAGAAGAUGAGGGAGGAGGAGGAACAGAGGAGGAAAGCUGAACUAGAGCGUCUGCGCCUGGAAGAGGAGAGGAGGCAGGAGGAGGAGAACAAGAAGCUGCAGGAGAUGGAUGAGGACGAGAGGAUAGAGUACCUCUGCAGGAAGAAGCAGGAGGAGGAGAACAGGAGGAGGGAAGAGGAGGAGUGUAAGAGGAGAGAAGAGGAGGCUGCCUUGCAGGCUGCAGAGGAGGCCAGGCUGCAGGCUGAGCUACUCGCUAGACAGAUGGCGCUGUUGCAGCAGCAGUUGGCUUUUAAGAGGGGUCUUAAGUUGGAGGCUGGAGGUCUGGAGAAAACUCAGGGCAUCUCCAGACCCUGGAUCUACUCUUAUUUCACUUUGUUACAGCUGUUGGGUCUAAAUCCAACCAAAGGUGAGACCAUGACCUCUGACAUUUAACCUACAACUGAGACCAUGAUGGACAAAUGAAAACUUUUUUUUUUUGACAAAAUAGUUCAGUACAGAAGCCCUGAGAGUUAAGGUGAAAAAUUAGGGCAAAACCUAAGUUUAUCUCCUACGUAUAAAAAAAGAACAUUCUCUG